Molecule: messenger RNA, 2407 nt
Organism: Chenopodium quinoa (quinoa)
Lineage: Eukaryota; Viridiplantae; Streptophyta; Magnoliopsida; Caryophyllales; Amaranthaceae
Product: aspartic proteinase CDR1-like
Exons: 2
Coding region: 735-2156 (473 amino acids)
Biological process (GO): proteolysis
Molecular function (GO): aspartic-type endopeptidase activity
Source: RefSeq, a predicted model, not a curated record
AUUCCAAAUAUAUUUCUUUUCUUAUUUUAUGUGAUUAAUUUCAUAUGGGACUAACAUUAUGAAACGGGGGGAGUAUUGUUUUUAUACAAUCAAUGGACAUACUAAAUGUAUUUAGGGAAAGUCUUAGUAUAAUAUAUGCAAAUUUCAUUAAUUUGCAUUUUGAAAAAGAUAAUUUCAAUUUUAUUAACAAAUGAUAGGCCACAUAGAGCAAGAUUACAGCCAUGGAAAAAAAAUUAUGAUUAUACUAAAACAUGCUAUAAAAUAGUAAAAUCAUUGAUAUAUAGAAAGCAAUUGUUAAGGAUAACAUGAUGCUUUUUUUAAUGACCAAAAACAAAUUUCCUACUAAAACUAAAUUAUAGGCUCUCCAUUUAAUUUAGAUAAAAAGCUAAAACUCAUUUACUCAAAAUCCGCCUUGUAUCGUGCAAAAAACUUUAAUCCCUGAUGAGGUAACCUUCAAUAGAGGAGAGAGAAUGAUGAGAAGAAAACUUAGGCCACAAUGGCCUUCCAAAGAGAGCAAAAAAUUGUUAUAAUUUCACCUUUGUUUUUUUGAAUAUUUUUUUUUUUUACUUUUAUCCCCCUCAAAAAAUACCUCUUUUUCAAUACGACGAUUUUUUUUAUUCUUUUAUGCAUUACCUCUUACCCAACUAAGAAUGAUUGAUUAAAAACUCUUAUUUUCAAUUCAAUUAGGGGGGGACAGAAUCAAACAAAAAUUAUUUAUUAAAAAAUAAUUCAAAAUGUUUCUUAAAACAAUUCCCAAAUUUCAUGUCCUUUUUAUUGUAAUAAUGGUGUUUUCUACCACAUUUUCCAUAAUAUUAGCAGAUUCAUCAAUUAGUCAAGGAAGGCAUAGGCGACUUCAGAAGGUAAUAAAGCACGACAUUAUCCGGUAUAGAGGGAUAUCCCACAAGGCCAAGUUAAGGUUGUCAACAACCCAUUCAAGGAAAUUAACAUAUGAAGAAGAUAUUCCUAUAGAAGAACGAGAAGCACCAUUGAAAAGCACCAUACAAGGUUCGGUUAAAUUACCAAUGUAUGCGGCAGCAGAAUAUGAAAUGGGUGAAUAUGUGGUAGAUAUCGACGUUGGAAACCCUCCAACAAAAUUGCGUUUAGUGGUUGAUACUGGGAGUGACCUUACAUGGGUUAAGUGCAAGAAAGAAAAUCGUCGAAACUUUUCUAACAACGAAGCUCUUAAUGUUGACAAGUCUUUAACCUAUAAACCUAUCUCUUGCGAGUCUGCUUUGUGUAAAGAAGAAUUCACUUCUCUUUCGUCUCUUGACGUUUGUCCCAAUGUCAAUGCUCCAUGCCUUUAUAAUUACAGUUACGGCGAUAAUGGUUUAUGGACAUAUGGCAUGUUCGGGAAGGACAUAACAACCCUUCCCACCACCACUGGUAAACCAGUAAAGCUACCGAACUUGUUGAUUGGAUGCUCUGAAUCAUUUACAGACAAGGACACAAUGAAGCAUGCGGAUGGUGUACUUGGACUAGGAAUCAACCCCUAUGCCUUUUCACUCCACGCAGUGGUCCAGUUUGGAGGAUCUUUCUCAUAUUGUCUCGUCGACCACCUUAGCCCUACAAAUGUCACUAACUAUCUUAUCUUUGGAGAUUAUAAAGAAAAGGCACCAACACAAGAGUUCAUGCGGUAUACUGCCUUACUUGUUAGCGACUCAGCUCCUUACUAUUGGCUCAAUGUGAAGGGAGUCAGCUUAAACCAUCGAAUGCUUAGUAUAGAUCCUAUUGUGUGGGAUCGUGAUGCAGAUGGUGGUACCAUCCUUGACUCAGGUACUGCUGCCACAUACUGGGCUGAACCUACCUAUCGAGCCAUCAUGGAUGUGUUAGUCCCAGCUCUUGAAAAGGAUCACCCAAAGAUUGAACAAUAUCGAGGAGAUGGUAAGCUAGAUUUCGAGUAUUGCUUUAACUCCACCGCCACACCAUUUAAUCAAAAACAAGUACCAAGGUUAGAAAUCCAUUUUAUGGAUGGGGCAAGGUUCAAACCACUUGUUAAGAGUUAUAUUGUUGAUGACGGCCCAGAUGUUAGUUGUAUAGGAUUUCUUGAGGCACCCACAGGUUUAAACGUUAUUGGUAAUAUCAUGCAACAAAAUUAUUUGUGGGAGUUCGAUCUUCACCAACAUACUAUAGGCUUUGUUUCUUCAACUUGUGAUUGAAGUUUUGUGAGUUCAAUUUUUUUCCCUACAUUCUAUAUGUAAUUCACUCCUAUUUCUUUAUUGGAUAUAAUACCCAUUGAUCACAUUAUAUUUCCAUUACUACUACUAAAAUAAGCAAUUACAACACCUAAACUAUUUAGUAGUACGUAGUAGGAUCAACAAUAGUACAAUAACAAGCCAAGUUAUCCAGGCUGCAAUCUUUAUAUUAGAUAAUGUGGUUAUUUGAUAUUUUAAAGCAUUCUAUUUAUUAA